Acomys russatus (golden spiny mouse) is the source of this 2676-nucleotide messenger RNA. RefSeq names its product mannosidase alpha class 1C member 1 (gene Man1c1). The coding region runs from base 778 to 2655 and encodes 625 amino acids. The record is from RefSeq and is a predicted model, not a curated record. Gene Ontology annotation, biological process: carbohydrate metabolic process; N-glycan processing. NCBI's taxonomy places the organism in Eukaryota, Metazoa, Chordata, Mammalia, Rodentia, Muridae. The transcript has 12 exons. Gene Ontology annotation, cellular component: extracellular exosome; endoplasmic reticulum; Golgi membrane. Gene Ontology annotation, molecular function: mannosyl-oligosaccharide 1,2-alpha-mannosidase activity; calcium ion binding.
CCGUCUGGAGCUGCGGCGGGAGAGGCUGCGCGGCAAGCGGAGCCGCGGGGCCGGGAGCAGGUGAUCGCAGCGGGAGACCCGCGCCCUCCCGAGUUGCGGCGCCCGAGCCCGCGCUUCCAGGCGCAGAGGCAGCCUCCUAGCCCUGAGCUGAUCGUGGCCAGCUGCAGGCUUCGCACGCGUUUCCCGGGUAUCCCUCUGCCCGCGCGAGCGUCUGAAGCCCCCGGGUCCCGCGCAGCCUCGGGAGCGGCUGCUGCGCGCGGCGGAGCAAAGUUGUGGACGUGUCCCGACCGCCGGGCCCCGCGCCGUCACCACCAGCCGGGUGCGCGCUCUAGGAGCGGCGCUCGCGCUGCAGCCCCGGGGGCUCCCGUUGCAAACUGCUCCAGAGGCUGAAACUUCGGGUGCCGGCGGGUCGGGGCCUGGGUCCUGCGCACCCUCCGCGAGGGCGUCGCGGAAGGCAUGUGACGGCUCCGGUGCGGGAAGGCGCGGGCUCCGUGGACCAAGCGGAGAGCAGGCUGCGGCGCACGGCGGGCCCGGGCUCCAGCCGAGCAGCCCCCCUCGCCCGGGCCCCGCCGAGGCCGCCGCGCCCCCGCCCCCGCGCGGGAGGACUUGCUCCAAACUCCCUGAACUUCGGGCGGGUCCCAAAGCGGCGGCCUCGGGGGUGCGCAGCCCUGCUUGGGGACCCCAGCCGCUGAGCUCUUGCUCCCCACCUUUGAGGACUCUGAGGACCCCCGGGGGCACGGGUGGAGCUGACAACCCCGUGCUGCUGGCCGCUCCGCGAUGCUCAUGAGGAAAGUGCCGGGCUUCGUCCCGGCCUCGCCGUGGGGGCUGCGGCUGCCGCAGAAGUUCCUUUUCCUGCUCUUUCUCUCGGGCCUCGUCACCCUAUGCUUCGGCGCCCUGUUCCUCCUGCCCCACUCCUCUCGCCUCAAGCGCCUCUUCUCGGCCUCGCGGACCCAGCAGCCUGGCCUGGAGGUGAUGGCCGAAGUCGCUGGGCACCACCCGCUGCCUGAGCAAGAGCCGCCUCCCAACCCUGCCCCGGCGGCUCCGGCCCCGGGUGAGGACGAUCCCGGCCGUCCGGUCAGUGUCCUCCGUAGGAAAGGGUGGCUGCGUCGCACCCGACCCACCGGGCCCCGGGAGGACGGCAACAGCGUUGCAGCCCCCAGGCCGCGAGAAGAGAGCGUGAGGUUCAGUUUCGACUACAGUGCUUUCCGCAGCCGCCUUCGACACCCAGUCUUGGGGACAAGGACUGAUGAGAGUAAGGAGUCCCAGAGUCUAGUGCGAGCUCAGCGAGAGAAAAUCAAAGAGAUGAUGCGGUUUUCGUGGCAGAAUUACCGCCGCUAUGCGAUGGGCAAGAACGAGCUCCGGCCACUCACAAAGGACGGCUACGAGGGCAACAUGUUCGGUGGCCUCAGUGGCGCGACCAUCAUCGAUUCUCUUGACACCCUGUACCUCAUGGAGCUGAAGGAGGAGUUCCAGGAGGCCAAGGCCUGGGUGCAAGACAGCUUCCACCUGAACGUGAGCGGAGAAGCAUCUCUGUUUGAAGUGAACAUCCGAUAUAUCGGAGGACUGCUCUCGGCCUUCUACCUGACGGGAGAAGAGGUGUUCCGUGUAAAGGCCAUCAAGUUGGGUGAGAAACUGCUGCCAGCCUUCAACACCCCCACAGGGAUCCCCAAGGGCGUUGUGAACUUCAAAAGUGGUAGCUGGGGCUGGGCCACGGCGGGCAGCAGCAGCAUCCUAGCUGAGUUUGGAUCCCUGCACCUGGAAUUCUUGCACCUCACUGAACUCUCCGGCAACCCGGUCUUUGCCGAAAAGGUCAAAAACAUUCGCAAGGUCCUCAGGGAGAUUGACAAGCCCUUCGGCCUCUACCCCAACUUCCUCAGCCCAGUGAGCGGAAACUGGGUGCAGCACCAUGUCUCGGUCGGAGGACUUGGGGACAGUUUUUAUGAAUAUUUAAUCAAGUCCUGGUUGAUGUCUGCCAAAACAGAUAUGGAGGCUAAAAAUAUGUACUACGAAGCCUUGGAGGCCAUAGAGACCUAUUUGGUGAAUGUCUCUCCCGGGGGUCUGACCUACAUUGCGGAGUGGCGAGGGGGAAUUCUGGACCACAAGAUGGGACACCUUGCUUGCUUCUCAGGAGGUAUGAUCGCUCUUGGUGCUGAGGACGCCAAGGAAGACAAGAGGGCCUACUACCGAGAGCUUGCAGCCCAGAUCACCAGGACGUGCCAUGAGUCCUAUGCCCGCUCAGACACCAAGCUGGGGCCUGAGGCCUUCUGGUUCAACUCUGGCCGGGAGGCGGUGGCCACACAGCUGAGCGAGAGCUACUACAUCCUGAGGCCUGAGGUGGUGGAGAGCUACAUGUACCUGUGGCGGCAGACACAUGACCCCAUCUACAGGGAAUGGGGCUGGGAGGUGGUGAUGGCCCUGGAGAAACACUGCCGGACAGAAUCCGGCUUCUCGGGGAUCCAGGAUGUGUACAGCAGCAACCCCAACCACGACAACAGGCAGCAGAGCUUCUUCCUGGCUGAGACGCUGAAAUACCUCUAUCUUCUGUUCUCUGAAGAUAACGUGCUGUCGCCAGAGGACUGGGUGUUCAACACGGAAGCGCACCCGCUGCCCAUCAACCACUCGGACAGCUCCAGCGUGGCAGGGUAUCGCCACUGACCCACCGUCUCCACGCCCGUG